This is a messenger RNA of Balaenoptera acutorostrata (minke whale), 2840 nucleotides long. RefSeq names its product ubiquitin specific peptidase 16 (gene USP16). Gene Ontology annotation, biological process: regulation of cell cycle; regulation of gene expression. Gene Ontology annotation, molecular function: cysteine-type endopeptidase activity; cysteine-type deubiquitinase activity; zinc ion binding. NCBI's taxonomy places the organism in Eukaryota, Metazoa, Chordata, Mammalia, Artiodactyla, Balaenopteridae. The transcript is spliced from 19 exons. The coding region runs from base 282 to 2762 and encodes 826 amino acids. Gene Ontology annotation, cellular component: cytosol; nucleus. The record is from RefSeq and is a predicted model, not a curated record.
CUGACCAGCCCGAGGGCCCAUUAGGGGAUGCAGUUAUGGGCGCUGUCGCCGUGGCAAUUACAGUUCGUCUUUCAAGUUUUACUUUGGAGUCUGGGCUACUGUAGUCCUCAAACCAGAUUUGCUAGUGCUGUCUUCACUACUGAAGAUUUCUUCAUUCUUUACCUUUCUCUUUUUCACCGGAACUUGUGUGCUUCAUUCUUAUGUACCUACCUUUGCACCUAAUCAUCCUUAAUGCCUCAGAUUGUUAUUUUGUGUCAGUAAGUAAUCCAUAAAGUGCCAACAUGGGAAAGAAACGGACAAAGGGAAAAACUGUUCCAAUUGAUGAUUCUUCUGAAUCUUUAGAACCUAUGUGCAGACACAUUAGAAAAGGAUUGGAACAAGGUACUUUGAAAAAGGCUUUAGUGAAUGUGGAAUGGAACAUUUGCCAAGAUUGUAAGACAGACAAUAAAGUAAAAGAUAAAUCUGAAGAAGAAACAGAAGAAAAUCCUUCAGUUUGGCUGUGUCUUAAAUGUGGCCAUCAGGGCUGCGGCAGAAAUUCUCAGGAGCAGCAUGCCUUGAAGCACUAUAUGACGCCGAGAUCUGAACCUCAUUGUCUGGUUCUUAGUUUGGACAACUGGAGUGUAUGGUGUUACCUAUGUGAUGAUGAGGUCCAGUAUUGUAAUUCAAACCGAUUGGGUCAGGUGGUUGAUUAUGUUAGAAAACAAGCCAGUAUUACAGCUCCAAAAUCAGCAGCAAAACAUAGUGGUAAUAUUGAACUUGAAAAUAAAAAACUAGAAAAGGAGAGUAAAAAUGAGCAAGAGAGAGAAAAAAAGGAAAACGUGGCUAAAGAAAAUCCUUCCAUGAAUUCUACUUCCCAAAUAACUGUGAAAGGACUCAGUAAUUUGGGAAAUACCUGUUUCUUCAAUGCAGUUAUGCAGAAUUUGUCACAAACACCCGUGCUUAGAGAACUACUAAAAGAAGUAAAAAUGUCUGGAACAAUUGUAAAAAUUGAACCACCUGAUUUGGCAUUAACAGAACCCUUAGAAAUAAACCUUGAGCCUCCAGGCCCUCUUACUUUAGCCAUGAGCCAGUUUCUUAAUGAGAUGCAAGAGACCAAAAAGGGAAUCGUGACACCUAGAGAACUCUUUUCUCAGGUCUGUAAAAAAGCAGUGCGAUUUAAAGGCUAUCAGCAGCAAGACAGCCAGGAGCUGCUUCGCUAUUUAUUGGAUGGAAUGAGAGCAGAAGAACAUCAAAGAGUGAGUAAAGGAAUUCUUAAAGCAUUUGGUAAUUCUACUGAAAAACUGGAUGAAGAACUAAAAAAUAAAGUUAAAGAUUAUGAAAAGAAAAAAUCAGUACCAAGUUUUGUGGACCGAGUAUUUGGUGGUGAACUAACUAGUACAAUCAUGUGUGAUGAGUGCAGAACUGUCUCCUUGGUUCAUGAAUCGUUCCUUGAUUUGUCUCUACCGGUUUUAGAUGAUCAGAGUGGUAAGAAAAGUAUAAAUGAUAAAAAUCUGAAAAAGACCAUGGAUGAUGAAGAUAAAGAAAGUGAGGAAGAAAAAGAUAAUGACAGUUAUAUAAAGGAGAGAAAUGAUAUUCCUUCAGGAACAAGUAAGCACUUACAGAAAAAAGCAAAGAAGCAAGCCAAAAAGCAAGCCAAGAACCAACGAAGGCAACAAAAAAUUCAAGGAAAAGUUCUUCAUUUAAAUGACGUCUGUGCCAUUGACCAUCCUGAAGAUAAUGAAUGUGAAGUUGAAAUGUCACUUCAGCGAGAAGUGGAUAUUAAAUCCAACCAUAUUUCACAAGAGGAAGUUAUACAUAAAGAAUAUUGUGUUAAUCAGAAAGAUUUGAAUGGCCAUGAAAAAAUGAUAGAAAGUAUAACUGACAAUCAAAAAUCCACAGAGGAAGUAGAUACGAAAAAUGUCAACAUGGAUAAUGAUCUGAAGGUUUUGGCCUCUCGUGCUGAAUGUACUAGGGACUUAAAUGGUGCCUACAUGAAGGAAGGGAGCAGUGGAGAAGUGGACAUUUCCAGUGGAUUUAAGAACCUUAACUUGAAUGCUGCUCUUCAACCUGACGAAAUAAAUUUAGAGAUUCUGAAUGACGCUCAUACUCCCGGGACGAAGGUAUAUGAGGUUGUAAACGAAGAUCCAGAAACUGCUUUCUGUACUCUUGCAAACAGGGAAGCUUUCAGUACUGAUGAAUGUUCAAUCCAACAUUGUUUGUAUCAGUUCACCCGAAAUGAGAAACUUCGAGAUGCUAAUAAACUGCUUUGUGAAGUGUGCACACGGAGACAGUAUAGUGGACCAAAGGCAAAUAUAAAAGGUGAAAAGCAGCAUGUUUACACCAAUGCCAAGAAGCAGAUGCUCAUUUCCCUUGCUCCUCCUGUUCUCACUCUUCACUUAAAGAGAUUUCAGCAGGCUGGUUUUAACCUACGCAAAGUUAACAGACACAUAAAAUUUCCAGAAAUCUUAGAUUUGGCUCCUUUUUGUACCCUUAAAUGUAAGAAUGUUGCUGAAGAAAAUACAAGGGUACUAUAUUCCUUAUAUGGAGUCGUUGAACACAGUGGUACCAUGAGGUCAGGGCAUUACACUGCCUAUGCCAAGGCAAGAUCUGCAAACAGUCAUCUUUCUAAUCUUGUUCUCCACGGUGAUAUUCUACAGGAUUUUGAAAUGGAAUCAACCAAAGGACAGUGGUUUCACAUCAGCGACACACAUGUGCAAGCUGUGCCUACAACUAAAGUACUAAAUUCACAGGCUUACCUCCUAUUUUAUGAGAGAAUACUGUAACAAUUUCAAGAAGUGCUUUCUCUGGAAACAUGUUUAUGGCUUUUAUAAUGGCUGUAAUAAUAAAAAAGUAAAGACUAA